GGCCUGACACGAGCCGUUCACUGAGCGGUGACGUCAGCGCGUUACGCACGGUCCUCGGCGCAGUCAUGGAGGAAGUAAGAGUGUUUCCCUUGACCUGUGCAGUGCAGAACUACGCAUGGGGAAAGAUGGGGCUGGACAGUGAGGUGGCCAAGCUGGUGGUUGGUGGAGACCCGCUCGCAGUCAUAGAGGUGGAUAAACCCUAUGCAGAGCUGUGGAUGGGGGCCCACCCCAAAGGCGACGCUCAGAUUAAGGACAACCGGAUCGCCCAGACCACCCUGGGCCAGUGGAUCGCUCACUACCCGGCCUGCCUGGGCUCCAAGGUGAAAGAGGCCUUUCAGGGUCAGCUGCCGUUCCUCUUCAAAGUCCUGUCGGUCAACACGGCUCUGUCCAUACAGGCCCACCCCAACAAGGAGCUAGCCGCCUCUCUUCAUGCACAGUUUCCAGAGCACUAUCCAGACAACAACCACAAACCAGAGAUGGCUAUCGCUCUCACGCGCUUCCAGGGACUCUGCGGCUUCAGACCAGUGGAGGAGAUCCUGGGCUUCCUUCAAGCUGUUCCAGAGUUUCACGCUCUGGUUGGCAGCGAGGCAGCAGAAGAACUGCGUAGCAGCGUCGGAGACGAGCUUCGGACCAGCCGGGCUCUGAAGAAGUGCUUCUCUAAGAUGAUGAGCUGUGAGAAGAAGGUGUUUGUGGACGAACUGAACGAGCUGGUUAAACGGGUCAUGCAGGACGGUGCAGCAGGGAAGGACACUUCCAGCAGCAGUGGGGAUCUGCUGCUGCGCCUGCACUCCCAGUACCCCGGAGACAUCGGCUGCUUCUCCAUUUACUUCCUCAACUACGUGGUGCUGGAGCCGGGCCAGGCCAUGUUCCUGGGAGCCAAUGAGCCUCAUGCCUACAUCUAUGGAGACUGCAUCGAGUGCAUGGCGUGCUCAGACAACACCGUCAGAGCUGGACUGACCCGUAAAUACAUCGACGUGAACACGCUGUGCGAGAUGUUGAACUACAUGCCUGCAUCUGCCUCCUCCAAGAUCUUCCCGUGCGUCCCCGACCUCGCUGACCCCUGUGUUACCCUGUACGACCCCCCGGUGCCGGACUUCACCGUCAUGAAGAUUCAGGUCCCAGCCUCAGUGAAGGAGUACACCAUAGCUUCCGUCGACAGCGCCAGCAUCCUGUUGGUCAUCCACGGCGACGCCACGGCCACCUCCGCCGCCGCUUUCUCCGACAUCACCCUGCGGCGGGGGACUGUCCUGUUUGUCUCAGCUAAUGAGAGCGUGUCUCUGCAGAUCUCCUCCCAGUCGGGGAUGACCCUGUUUCGAGCCUGCAGCCUUCUGUAGCAUCCCGAGCUGGCCGUGUCGCUGCAGUUGGUCCGACUACUGACGUGCACUAAUUGGUAGGGGUAUUAAAAACAGCAGAUCCAGUUUUUGUAACGGCAUCCAUUGCUCUUUUUUAACACCUUGAGGAUCCCAGCAGCUUUUUUAACAAUUCCAGGAUUAUGGUGUAGGGUAAUCAUCAGUUUGAACCCUUUCUUUACCUCUAGUGCCAUUGCAGCGUUUAAAUGAGAACCUGUGCACAUCCCAAGUUCUGUAUUGGUGCUGGACCUUACGUUAUUCCCAGAGCUCUGUAAUCAUUUCUGAAACAAACAAAAAUAAAAAUAAAGUGCUGAAUCAACAGCAGUUUCUCAUCAAGCAUCUUUGCUGUAUUAUAAAAUGUUCACGCUCAUUUAUUGCACCACCUACUGGUCGUGUGAAGUACUACUUUGAAAACACAGCAGUGGUCUGUUUUAAAAAGCCAGCAACUGUCUUCCACUGGGAUCACCAGCAGAGGUAGCAAUCUAUGAAACUCUUAUCACUACAGUGACAUGUAGCUUAGCAACAAGGAUUCCCAUGCAUGCCGAUAUUUAUUUAGAGCUGUCACACAUCUGAUUGUUUGCUUCCUGCCAGAUACAUUGAAACUAAGCUGCAGAGUUUACUAGUUUGGAUCAGAGAUCACUUGCUUUUGGUUUGAAAAUCUAAACAGUGAUUAAUGUGGAGCUUCAGGAAUGCUGUUUUUUUUUUUUUUUUUUUUGCAGCUUGCAUCAGUGCUUGAUACGUUCAUAGCGACCCUUCUUGUACGACGAUACGCUGCAUGCAUGGGGAGGGUUAGGGUGUUGCUUUGGUGAAUCCGUCUUUUAACAGACAUGCUUGUUGCUUCAUGUUUUCCGUUUGAACUGCAGAACCGGGGUUUUACGUCCAUCUCUGCAGGCUCAGGUCGGUGCCUGAAGCUCCAACACUGUAAACAGAAGCAGAGUUUUAAACCAAUAACGGAUUUUUCACAUCAUGCAGACGAUCAUUAUCCAUUGAGUUUACAGUAGCGUCUUGAUAAUGUCUUGAAUUGGUUUUUGAUUACCGUGGUAACAGCUUCAGCUGGUUUUGGGGAUUCUCACCGUCUGCUGUUUGUCCUGUUUCAUCAAAUAACAGAUGUUUCAAUAUCGUAAUGGUUUCAUUAUGUUAGAAAUAAAUAUAUCUUUGUCUUUUCUGUAAUAGUUUCAAGUUGAGACUCUUUACUUCACGUCUGAUUAGGAGAUUAUAAGCAUUUUUUAUUUAAAUUCAAGGUUCCCCUUGAUUUUAUUUUCUCAGGAGUGUAAUUUAACUUUUUCUGUAUAAUCUUGAGCUCUCCUUGUUACAAGCUGAAUUUAAGGUUUCACUUGUUUUAACAAUGGAGGAAGGAUGGCAGUGAAGAAAAGCUUUAAGCUCCUGUUUCUAGAAGUUUCUACUCUACGAUUUGAACUUCCUAUGAAGUACGGCUACAGAACAGGGUCAAAACAAGCUCAGCUCAUUUAUAGUUGACCUCGAAAUAUUUAAAUGUCGUUGUUCUGCUGCCUCCCAGUAAACUUUCUCUGAAUAAAUAAGUUCAACCUGCUGCUUUUUCCUGGAGGUUUUCUCUUCAAACGCCUCCAUUCAUUCAUGUUGCUGAAAUAAAAGAAUGGAAAUAUCCCCGUUUUUUUUUUCCCUUAAGUGAUUUUUCUGUUUUGCAACUCUAACACCACAUGUAAUUUUACUGUGUUUUGUUUUCAGCUUCUGUUACUGAUCUUGUCUGUUUCAAACACUGUAGAUGGACUGUGAAAUGUUUCUGUGGGGAAAACCUCUCGAAUCCUGUUAAGGUUUAGAGGUUUUGUUGAUUAAUGUAUGAGAAUGCAGGACAUGUUUGUGAAAAGUGGUUUAAUAUAGUCUUUGUGUGCUUCUAAAAAAAAAAAAAGAAAAAAAA
This is a messenger RNA of Cyprinodon tularosa, 3243 nucleotides long. RefSeq names its product mannose phosphate isomerase (gene mpi). Lineage: Eukaryota; Metazoa; Chordata; Actinopteri; Cyprinodontiformes; Cyprinodontidae. Gene Ontology annotation, molecular function: mannose-6-phosphate isomerase activity; zinc ion binding. Gene Ontology annotation, cellular component: cytosol. The transcript has 8 exons. Gene Ontology annotation, biological process: carbohydrate metabolic process; GDP-mannose biosynthetic process. The coding region runs from base 66 to 1334 and encodes 422 amino acids. The record is from RefSeq and is a predicted model, not a curated record.